Elgaria multicarinata webbii is the source of this 2876-nucleotide messenger RNA. RefSeq names its product cyclase associated actin cytoskeleton regulatory protein 1 (gene CAP1). The transcript is spliced from 13 exons. The record is from RefSeq and is a predicted model, not a curated record. Lineage: Eukaryota; Metazoa; Chordata; Lepidosauria; Squamata; Anguidae. Gene Ontology annotation, cellular component: cytoplasm. Bases 103 to 1542 code for a protein of 479 amino acids. Gene Ontology annotation, molecular function: actin binding; adenylate cyclase binding. Gene Ontology annotation, biological process: actin filament organization; cell morphogenesis; cytoskeleton organization.
UAUUUCCGGUAAGGCCGGAAGUGGCCUGGGGAGGGUAGCUGGGCGUCUCCAGGCGGAAGUGGAGCAGCCGGGAGGAGGCGAGCUGGGCAGAGGCGCUGAGAGAUGACAGAGCUGCAGAGCCUAGUCGAACGGUUGGAGAAAGCUGUGGGGCGCUUGGAGAUGGUGUCUCAUGGUCCUGGCACGCACGGCGGUUAUGGAGACGGCUCUCCGAAAGGACUAGCUGAGUAUGUGCAAGCUUUUGACUCUCUCUUGGCGGGUCCAGUAGCUGAAUAUGUGAAGAUAAGUAGAGAAAUUGGUGGUGAUGUCCAAAAACAUGCUGAGAUGGUCCAUGCAGGGUUGAUGACAGAGAGAACUCUCCUGGUGAUGGCAUCUCAGUGCCAGCAGCCCACAGCGAACAACUUCUCAUCCCUGCUGAAGCCAAUAUCGGAGCAGAUCCAAGUGGUCCAGAGUUUCCGGGAGAAGAACCGUGGCAGCAAACUCUUCAACCACCUCUCGGCAGUGAGCGAGAGCAUCCCUGCGCUAGGCUGGGUCGCCAUGGCCCCCAAACCAGGCCCUUACGUGAAGGAAAUGACCGAUGCCGCCAUGUUUUAUAGCAACCGGGUCCUCAAGGAAUACAAAGAUGUAGAUAAGAAACAUGUGGCCUGGGUGAAGGCUUAUCUGAGUAUCUGGACAGAGCUGCAGGCGUACAUUAAAGAGCAUCACACCACCGGGCUGUCCUGGAGCAAAACGGGACCUAUACCGACCGAUGUGGGAAAUGGGUCUCGGGCUCCUCCUCUUCCUUGUGGGGGCCCCCCGCCCCCACCCCCUGGCCCCCCGCCUCCUCCGGCUCCUGCCCCCACAAGUUCUGGCUCUGAUGACCCUGCAUCUCGCUCAGCCCUUUUUGCCCAGAUCAACCAAGGAGAAGCCAUCACUUCUGGCCUGAAGCACGUAUCUGAUAACAUGAAGACCCACAAGAACCCGUCGCUGAAGAACCAAGGCGGCUCAGUGCGGACGGGACCCAAGCCUUUCACGGCUCCGAAGCCCGCCUGUGCUAUCAACCCCUCCCAAAAACUUCCCACAAAGAAGGAGCCUCCUGUGCUGGAGCUGGAAGGCAAGAAAUGGAGAGUGGAGAACCAAGAGAAUGCCUCCAACUUGGUGAUCAGUGACACCGAGCUGAAGCAGGUGGCCUACGUCUACAAGUGUGUGACGAGCACACUCCACAUCAAAGGCAAGAUCAACUCCAUCACACUGGAUAACUGCAAGAAGCUGGGUCUGGUGUUCGACGACGUGGUGGGCAUCGUUGAGAUCAUAAACAGCCGGGACGUUCAAGUUCAGGUAAUGGGAAAAGUGCCAACCAUUUCCAUCAACAAGACAGACGGUUGUCACAUCUACCUGAGCAAGAGCUCCUUAGACUGCGAGAUCGUCAGUGCCAAGUCCUCAGAGAUGAACGUCCUUGUUCCCACAGACAGCGGUGACUUCAACGAGUUUCCCAUCCCCGAACAAUUCAAGACGCUGUGGAACGGGAAGAAGUUAGUCACCACGGUGACGGAAAUAGCUGGAUAAGCUCCCCUGACACCCUCCCCUCGCCCCUCGCCCCACGGCCACCGUGGGACAAACCUGCUUUUUUGGGGGAUGAUUUUUAGAUUUCCUGUACCUUUUUCCGCUCUCAAUCUGCUUCUGUCUUCUCCUGGAGAGACUUGCCUACCUUCCUUCACUGAAAAUACCUCAGGCUGGGAAUUGGGGUAGGGUGGCAGGAUCAUUCGCUUCUUCUAUCUGUCGAUCAGCAGGAAGGUGUGGUGUUUCGGUCGGACAAAAACCCCAUCACCAAUCAGUUUUUGUCCAGCCUUUUUGUGCUGAUUGGAGCAGUUAUCCUUGACUGGCUUCCAGGUGUACUUCCCCCCCCCCCCCCGCGGUCAUUUGAGCGAGGAACAUUGUCCCUCUUGGAAGAAAACAAGUAUCAGGGUAUAGAGUCCCCAGUGAUGUGUAUGUGAAAGUGUGGUUUGGGGAAAUACAAGGAAUUGACUAAAUUCUGCUCAACUCAUCUAACCAGGGGUGUUGAUUCCGGGAAUGGCUUUGCUGGACCAAAGGUUGCAGACUGGGAUGUGUAGCAUUCCUCCUUCCCCCCCCCCCCCCAUUAUUCCCCCCCUUCCUUGUGCUCAGUGUAAAAUUCUGUGUUGUGCCAUGACGUUGGGGGAGAUCUCUCGGUUACAGGUGCCACAAGACUACCAUGGAACAGGACCCUCCCCCCUCACUUCCGGGAGUCUGUCGAGCAGCUAGAGCGCUGCUGCUCCCCCACUUCCACUCAAGCCUUCCUCUAAAGGGAAAGUUGUGCCCAAAGGGCCCCUCUCUUCUGAGCAACUGAACACGGUUCAGUCUUCCAGGGCAGUUUCCCCCUCUUUCCUAGGGAGGGGUGGUUCUCCAUUCCCAAGUCCAGUAUUUAAUUACUUGUAAGCACAAGUCCACUGCAGUUGGUUCUGUCAUUUUUCAUCAAAGCUUCUUUACCCGGUAGAAUGUGGAAGAGCUCCAUUCUUCCUCUGGCUCCCCCCCGCCCCCCCCGUCCUGCUCGGCUUCGUCCUCUCCGCAGGCAGUCCAGCGUGUCGGCAACGCAGUGCAACGGUUGUGCCAAGGCAGGGUCCUGUACUGGCCCACCCAAGGGAGCAGCCUCUGCGCCUGAGUCGCCGUGUCUUGGAUCGCGUAUCUUAUUUCCCCCUUUGCCACAUUAAUGAGUUUUUCACUAAAAUGAAACUUAACAGAAGAUAUGCAAUUUUUCUUUUCUUUUUUUGAAACUGUCCUGUGACUUUUGUUCUUCUCUCCUGAGGCUUGUGGAAAUAAACUUUCUUAUGUACUUAAAAAUUAUACUGAAGAUAGAAUAAAGUUAAUGCCAAGUUGCUCAUUAA